AUGUCCCACUUCCCCAUAAAUCAAGAUGAAACUCCUCAAGACACGAUGGCAGAUCAAUCAAUUACACGAACAGUGGCCUAUGGUCGAGUCCACAAUCUACAAACGAUCGAUAUCACAACCUUAGCUCCACGGAAAGAUGGUUACUGGGUGAUCUUCAUCCGUGGCGGUGCUUGGCGGGAUCCAACUAUCACAUCGGCAUCGUUCAAUGCCACGGAAUCGAUACUUCGCGACAAAGGCCUACCUAUCUCCGGAUUCGCGUCGAUCUCGUAUCGUCUCAGCGCACACCCAAAUUACCCACAAAACCCAACAAGUACUGCGCCGAAGGACUUACGAGAUGCGAAACACCCCGAUCACAUCCGCGACGUGGAGGCAGCGCUGGCCUUCCUCCAAAAUACAUACGGAUUUGGUUCGCGUUACAUCCUGAUUGGCCACAGUUGCGGCGCAACGCUAGCCUUUCAAGCUGUGAUGGGCGCUGUGUCACAUCAUCGUGAACAGGCAUUCGUCGGAUCCACCGAAAAUCCCGAUAAUAGUAUUGGGUUUGUCUCUGCCUCCCCUGGUCCCCUGCCACCUGCAUUAACGGCGCAACCCACUGCCAUUGUCGGUGUGGCGGGUAUUUACGAUCUACGGCGGCUGCGGGAUACACAUGCUAACAUUUCGGCUUAUCAUGAGUUUAUUGAGGGGGCGUUUGGGACGGAUGAGGUGCUCUGGGAUGGUGUGUCGCCGGCUCAGAUGGUUGGCUCUCGUGGAGUUGAAGGCGGGUGGAAGUCUGGAAGGCUGGCUGUUCUGGCGCAUUCCAAGGAGGAUGGGCUGGUGGACGAGUCUCAGGUGGAGGCCAUGAAGGAGGCUUUGAAGAACUGGGAGCAGAAUCAGGCACAGAUACCCAAGGAAGAGUUGUCACACGGUGAUAGACGGGUCCGUGUCUUGUCGAUUAGCGGUGCUCACGAUGAGGCAUGGGAGAAUGGCGAGCAACUGGCUCGCGCUAUAACGUUUGCAUUCGAACAAUUGCAGGAAAUGGGGCUAGCUCCCUAG
This is a messenger RNA of Penicillium coprophilum, 1029 nucleotides long. RefSeq names its product arylformamidase. The transcript has 2 exons. Bases 1 to 1029 code for a protein of 342 amino acids. Lineage: Eukaryota; Fungi; Ascomycota; Eurotiomycetes; Eurotiales; Aspergillaceae. The record is from RefSeq and is a predicted model, not a curated record. Gene Ontology annotation, molecular function: arylformamidase activity.